Messenger RNA from Clonostachys rhizophaga, 1332 nucleotides. The record is from the annotation of a GenBank genome assembly. Lineage: Eukaryota; Fungi; Ascomycota; Sordariomycetes; Hypocreales; Bionectriaceae.
AUGCCGACCGUAUCCUCCCAGCUGGAGCCGUCGACCGCAACGCACACGGGCCCCACCAGCUCGGCUCGACGAACACGGCGAAGUUGGACAUCCUGGGAGGAUCAGACCCUACGGUCUCGCGUUGCCCACUAUGGGGAUGCGAGAGGGGCAAACGGACGAUGGAAAGAGAUUGCCUGUGGGAUUCCUGGUCGCACGGCCAAGGAUUGUCGCAAGCGAUGGUUUCACUCUCUAGACCCCUCUCUACGAAAAGGGCGAUGGACGCAAGACGAAGAUCGAAUUCUACUCGAAGCAUACGCACGGCUUGGCCCAUCAUGGCACGAGAUCGCGUCCCUCAUCCCCGGGCGAAAGGACGACCAAUGCUCCAAGCGAUACAACGAUAUUCUUGAUCCCCUGGCACAGAGGAGGCUGACGAGCUGGACGCCCGAAGAGGAUAACAUCCUGAGAGAAGGCGUGCGCAGUCUGGGUCACCGAUGGGCGGCCAUCUCUGCUCGACUUCCAGGGCGCCCGCCGCUCACCUGUCGCAACCGGUGGCGCAACCUGUCCAAGCAGCAGAACAGCCCAGGCGCUUCGGACAACCAACUUGAACAAGCAAACGAGCCACUCAUCUCGGAGAACGAACCCAUCGAAUCUCCAGAAUCGCCGACCGUUCCCACCGAUCUCGACGUUGCCGGUGCAAUGGACUUUCAAGACUCUGUAGGUUUGGGGUUUGAGCAUUUUGAUCCGCUCGUGGUAAAUGGCCUGGAUGUGCCCACGGACCCGAACCUCUUCAGUAGUCAUAUGGGUCAUGUCUCAUCGAAUGGGCAUCCUCCAGAUCUGGGACCUGGUCCGGGUAACCUGAAUUCGUCAUUAAUUCCUGUAAGUUCGGUAGGGAAUGCCGCCGGCAUCGGCAUCCAGGCACCGCCCAGUGAAGUUCACUUGCACCACCCUGGUUCUCAGUUGCACACCCAUACGCAUUCCAUAAAUACAUCAUCAAGCCACCCAGAGCAAGCCAUGGGAACUGCGUCACACGUGGGACCGGUCUCGACAAGGAUGUCACCUCACUUCCAUGACGCAGCACAGCCCCUCGUCGACGAUGCAGCGAUCCAGUCGCAGUUGAGGGCCACCGAACAGGCUGCAGAGGAGGAGCUUGGACCUGAUCAGCAAGCGGCCCCAGGAGAUCCUCGAGAUAUCCUAGAGUCUUCUCAGUCUCGCGCAGCAGAGCUUGAAGUAGAGCGGCGGACAAACCUACCAUCUUCGUCGGCUCCCUCCGUCCAUCUUCACCAUCACCAUCACCACCACCAUCACUACCACCACCAUCAUCAUCACCACCACUAUCACCACUACCCUUUCUAA